Thamnophis elegans (Western terrestrial garter snake) is the source of this 842-nucleotide messenger RNA. It is a transcript of the gene TXNL4A, whose product is annotated as thioredoxin like 4A. The transcript has 5 exons. Gene Ontology annotation, cellular component: U4/U6 x U5 tri-snRNP complex; spliceosomal complex; U5 snRNP. NCBI's taxonomy places the organism in Eukaryota, Metazoa, Chordata, Lepidosauria, Squamata, Natricidae. Gene Ontology annotation, biological process: mRNA splicing, via spliceosome. The record is from RefSeq and is a predicted model, not a curated record. Bases 322 to 642 code for a protein of 106 amino acids.
AAGAUCGUGUGGUAGUUAAUCGGUUUGGGCAUGAUUGGGAUCCAACAUGUAUGAAAAUGGAUGAAGUUUUAUAUAGUAUUGCUGAAAAGCAGAGGGAUGAAUGUUCUCUUGAGUGAGGAAGUUGGGAAAAGGGGCUGCGAUAUAAGAUUUGCCCUAUUACCUGGCUUCCUCAUGAAUCGAGUUCCAGCAACUUUCCCCACUGUUUGGGCUCAUCUGUCCGUUUGGGGGUUUAUCCUUCUAACAUUGUAAACCAAAGGAAAGUUGAAGUAAAAUUAUAAACCCAGUCACGAAAUAGCAGAUUAGAAAGGUUGACUCUUCUUCAUGGUCUGGCUUAUGAGCCCUGUUUGGAUAUCGCUGCUGUACAAAGUGAAAAAUUUUGCUGUAAUUUACCUCGUAGAUAUCACAGAAGUACCAGACUUCAACAAAAUGUACGAACUGUAUGAUCCCUGUACAGUCAUGUUCUUCUUCAGAAACAAGCACAUAAUGAUUGAUUUAGGCACCGGUAACAACAACAAAAUUAACUGGGCAAUGGAAGACAAACAAGAGAUGAUUGACAUCGUAGAAACAGUUUAUCGAGGAGCUCGUAAAGGUAGAGGUCUCGUUGUGUCACCCAAAGACUACUCAACCAAAUACAGAUAUUGACUUUUUGGCUAUUUAUUUCAAGUCACAUUUCUUGGAAACUUCUUAAAACCAGACUUAAUAUAAGAGAAUUCUUCUGUGGUAAUAUUUCAUGUGAAUAUAUUGAGCUGGGUGAAUAUGUUACCAUAUUUUCAUUGGAAAAUGCCAUUGAUUUUGGAAAUAAAGUUAAGUUUUCUUUUGAAUAAAGAACUUAAUAAUGUCAA